GUCAAAAACAGUCAAACAGCUGCGCACGGAUCGUGGACGUAUUUCUGCUGCAAAGUCGGUUUUCUAUGGAAUUUACUUGUUUCACCUGAAAUAUUUGUGAAAGUUACUAUUCAUGCGCUGUGUAAAUAGUAAUAUUUAGUGAUUAAGAUGUGACAAAAACAAGUUCUUAUGACUAGUGUCCAUAUAUUGCUCUUCAAACAACGUCGGAACGGAUGGAAUACUACUACUGUAUACAAAGUGACAAUGAUGAAGGUGGGGCGCGUGAGCAUGCGGCUGCUGCUGGGCAUGCUGUGCUUCUCCGUGCUGCUGCUCACGCUCAUCUGGAGCCACUGCGGGGAGGUCCCGCGCAAGCCAAUAGGCUCGGUGAUAUCCAACGCCCUCUCCGAGCGCACAGCAGCCAGCGACGAGAUCGAGUGCGUCAUCAACGGCGAGUACUCGGUGGCGUGCCGCCGCGAUAGAGACGAAGUCUUCGUGCCUUUCUCAUUCAUCCACAAGUACUUUGAGAUCUAUGGGAAAAUAACUUCGGGGGAUGGUGGAGAAAAAUUCGAAUGGUCACACAGCUACAGCAAAAUCUACCAUCCCAAGAAGAAGUACGAUCCGCGCGGCACCUUCACCACAUUCGAGAAUUACAACGUGGAGGUUCGGGACCGCGUAAAAUGCAUCAGCGGCAUCGAAGGCGUCCCGGUCUCCAUGCAAUGGGAGCCAAAAGGGUUCUUCUAUCCAACGCAGAUAGCUCAAUUUGGACUGGCACAUUACAGCAAGAACUUGACAGAACCAGAGCCUCGGAGAAGAAUAAUAGACGAUGGGGAGAAGCAUCUAGAGAAUUGGAUCGUCAGCAAAGACGCUUAUAUGGCCCGGGAAUACGACACGGCUCUCCACACAAAUGUCCUAAGGUUCUCGACAUCAGACCACGCGUCGAGCCAAGUCUGGCUGAAGGUCAACAUCACCCAAGAUUUUGUGCUGAGUCUAGAUCUGACAUUAUCUGCCAACUCCUCGCUGACAGUCGUGCUCCAGAAUAAGGAUAAAAAGGAAACAGUGUACUUACAUUACGUUACUAGUCAACAGUUAAUAUAUGCGCAAGAGGACCACAUCUACUACGGUAUCGGCACAGAGCCUCUGUGGAGGCGAGUCACCCGCGAUCUGAUCAUCGACAUGCAGAAGGGCUGGGCGUUGCUGGACAAGCCCAAGAGAAAGUCGCCACGGUCCAAGUUCAAGAUAUCGUCCAUCAUCCUGAGCGGCGCGGGCAGCGUGGACAACAUCACCAUCGCCGGCAGCGAGCACAUGGCGCACUUCUUCGCGGCGGCGCGCUGGCUCGCGCGGCAGCAGCGCGCGCGCUCGGGCGGCUGGCCCAUCCCCGUGCGGCGCCGCAUCGCCGCCGGCGUCGCCGAGCUGCGGCCGGGCUGGCACUCGGCCAUGAGCCAGGGGCACGCGAUGUCGGUGCUGGCGCGCGCGUACCACCGCAGCGGCGACGCCGGCUACCUGCGCGCCGCCCAGCGCGCGCUGCGCCUGCUCGACGUGCCCAGCGCCGCCGGCGGCGUCAAGGCGCUCUGGAUGGACAAGCACGUCUGGUACGAAGAGUACCCGACGAAGCCGCCGCUAUUCGUGCUGAACGGGUUCAUCUACACGCUGUUGGGGCUGUACGACGUGCACGCGGCCGAGGGCGACAACACGGUCUCGCUCGCGCGCAAGCUGUUCGACGACGGCAUGGCAAGCCUCAAGGCGCUGCUGCCGCUCUACGACACCGGCGGCGGCAGCUUCUACGACCUGCGCCACUUCACGCUCGGGGUGAGCCCCAACAUCGCGCGGUGGGACUACCACGCCACGCACGUCAACCAGUUAUACCUGCUAGCGGGCCUGGACGACGACCCCAUCCUCAUCAACACGGCGCGCCGCUGGGAAGGGUACAUGCAAGGCAAGAGGGCGGCGCACAACUGAACCCACCCGCGAAGAACCCCGGGAGAAACCUCUUCGAACGUGGUCGCCACGGUAUACCAAGUAUACGAGUCGCGUAAUCCCACGGCAACGACGAAACAAAACAAUAUCGCUGCGCGGUAAGUCGAAUCUCGAAUAUUACAAAAGACGUUCGAUUCAAGUCUGGAAUCAUUUCUGCUCUCGCUGCAGUCAGACGACUUUAUUGAGUUAUCUGUUACGUAUUCAAUAUUUAGUUUUAGUAUCGAGACUUUCGCGUGGAGAAGGCGGUUAGUGCUAUACUAACCUAGUAAUUUGAAAGUUUACGUUUAUUUAUAAAGAAACGAUCUUUCAACUGAAACUGUUGUAUAAAUAAUAUGACAUUCUAUGAUAAAAUAUAAAACAUAUUGGAAAGCCAAUGUCGAAUUGUCGACAUACUGGUAUUAAUACUCUCAUUUAAUGGGAAAUGGGUAAUGCUGCCAAAAGACUGUUAUACGAAUUGGCGAAAACUCUAAUCACAAAUAUAGACUUUUUAUCAUAUUUCAUUACAGUUGUUUAAAAUGUUAAGUCUAUAUGAAUAAUCACAAGAAUAUUACAAAA
Ostrinia furnacalis (Asian corn borer) is the source of this 2508-nucleotide messenger RNA. RefSeq names its product D-glucuronyl C5-epimerase (gene Hsepi). Gene Ontology annotation, molecular function: heparosan-N-sulfate-glucuronate 5-epimerase activity. The coding region runs from base 169 to 1935 and encodes 588 amino acids. Lineage: Eukaryota; Metazoa; Arthropoda; Insecta; Lepidoptera; Crambidae. Gene Ontology annotation, cellular component: Golgi apparatus. Gene Ontology annotation, biological process: heparan sulfate proteoglycan biosynthetic process. The record is from RefSeq and is a predicted model, not a curated record. The transcript has 9 exons.